Messenger RNA from Spirodela intermedia, 2862 nucleotides. The record is from the annotation of a GenBank genome assembly. Lineage: Eukaryota; Viridiplantae; Streptophyta; Magnoliopsida; Alismatales; Araceae.
AUGGCUAGCAACCCAGGGCUCCUCACCCAGUGGCCAUGGCAGAGGUUUGGGAGCUUCAAGGUACUCAGUCCAUCUUCUCUCCCUUUCUUUGUUCCACCGCGAUUCUCUUCCUGGAUCUCUAACACAAUGUUUCGACCGUAACUGUGUGGAUAAAAGUACCUGCUGGUGGUUCCCAUGGCGGCACUGACCAUCCACCGGGCGAUGAGCAGCCCGGGAGAGGAGAUCGACAUGGGCAGCCUUCUCAUCAUCCCAAUGCAGCUGCUGCGGGUUGUCCUUGACCUUCUCUGGAUCAGCUGGGCUCGUUUCCAGACCGCCAGGAGCAAGCACAGGAUCGUCCACAAGAGCAUCGAGUUCGAGCAGGUUGACCGCGAGCGGAACUGGUACUCUCCUCCAUUCUUCAUCCACUCUCUCUCUAUUCGAUCAAUCUAUAUAUCUAUAUUUCCGUCUCUCUACAUAUGUGGGCAUCUCUAUACUUGGUUGGCAGGGAUGACCAGAUCCUCCUAUCGACGAUACUGGUGUACAUGACGAACAUCUUCGUCCCAGGAGCUUCGUGCGUGCCAUGGUGGGACACGAGGGGUGCGGUGCUCAUCGCCGUCCUGCACGCUGGGCCUGUGGAGUUCCUCUACUACUGGUUCCACCGGGCGUUGCACCACCACUACCUCUACUCGCGCUACCAUUCCCACCACCACGCGUCCAUCGUCACGGAGCCCAUCACCUGUAAGGACAACCCCUCCUCCCUCUUCGCCAGAAUAUUCCCACGGCAGUUGUGGUAUCCGGAGUAACGCGGGUCGCUCUGGCAGCCGUCAUCCACCCGUUUGUGGAGGAAUUCGUAUACUUUCUGCUCUUCAUGAUCCCGCUGAUGACGACGGUGUUCACCGGCUGCGCCUCCAUCAUCACCGUGAUGGCGUACUUCCUCUAUAUCGACUUCAUGAACAACAUGGGCCACUGCAACUUCGAGAUCGUCCCCACCUGGCUCUUCCGCGUCUUCCCUCCCCUCAAGUACCUCAUGUACACCCCCACGUAAGUUCUUCUUCCCCCAUCUUCAGACCUCCGGCUUCUGAACAAGGAUUGGGGUUUCUGAGCUCGCCCGUCUCUUCAAUGGGGUGGCCUUCGUCUCCGCAGGUUUCACUCGCUGCACCACACGCAGUUCCGGACGAACUACUGCCUGUUCAUGCCGCUCUAUGACUACCUGUACGGCACCGCCGACAGGACCUCCGAUGAGCUCUACGAGAGGACCGUCAAGGGGGAGGAGGAGACUCCCGACGUGGUGCACCUCACCCACCCCACCAGCUUGCAGUCCGUCUUUCACCUUCGUCUUGGCUUCGCCUCCUUGGCCUCCAAGCCCUACGUUUCCAGGUGGUACGUCCGGCUGAUGUGGCCUCUCUCUUGCUGGUUCCUGCUACUUGCUCGGGUCUGCGGCUCCGCCUUCGUCGUCGAGAGGAACAAGUUGAAGGCUCUCUGUCUCCAGACCUGGGUCAUCCCAAGAUUCGGUUUCCAGGUGAAAUUCCCUUCUCUCUCUCUCUCUCUCUCAUAUACAUAUGCCAUGGCUACUACUACCAUGGGCCUGGUUUUGGGUUUCGAGCCCGAAAAUUCUGCCGGGCCCGGGUCUAGAGGACUGUUGAGCAUCACAUGUCCGGUGUGUUUAAAGCUGUUACCAUUUUUGCAGUACACGCUUCCAUUGGAAAGGGACGCCAUAAAUGGUCUGAUAGAUAAAACCAUACUGGACGCCGACAGACGAGGAGUCAAAGUUGUCAGCCUGGGUCUUCUUAACCAGGUCUGCGGCUCCCUGUUGACUUCUCUGCCAAAAAUGGUUAUUUAAUUGUAAAUAGCUUGUCAACUUUCGGUUUAAAUCGUAAACUAAGCUGGACUGAUAUUUUCCGAGUUAUAUGUGCGUGAUUCGUUUUUCUCUUUCUCAAUACUUCAAAUUAUUGCAAUGUAAUUAAUAUGGAAGAACUCGGCAACAUUCAGGGUGAGGAACUGAAUCGACUCGGCGAGUUCUACGUCCGCAAGCACCCGAAGCUGACGGUGAGGAUCGUUGACGGCAGCGGCUUAGCCGCUGCAGCGGUGAUACACAGCAUUCCUCAGGGAACGGAGGAGGUUCUCCUCAGGGGAAAGCUCUCCAAGGUAGCCUUCCUGGUAGCGAACGCCCUCUGCCUGAGAUCCAUCAGGGUAAGCCCCCCCUCCCACUGUCCAGCUUCCCUUUCUUCAGGCGAAUGCUCAUCUUGGUCUUCCAAUAAUCUCUCGAAAACAGGUCACGACAGUGGAGAGGGAGGAAUUCGAGAUGCUGAAACUGCGCCUCCCCUCAGGCCUCGGGAGCCUUCUGGUUCUCUGCAAAAGCUACACUCCCAAGGUCAGUACGUUCUUCUUCUUCUUCUUCAUUGCCCCCUGAUCUUCCCGACUUGAGGAAGCUAUGCUUGCAGGUGUGGCUGGUAGGAGACGGGCUGACGGAAGACGAACAGAGGAGGGCGGCGCGGGGCACCUUCUUCAUCCCCUUCUCCCAGUUCCCCGUGAGGGAAGUGCGCAAGGACUGCUUCUACUCCACUACGCCGGCCAUGGUCGUUCCCAAGGCCUUCGAGAACAUGCACUCCUGCGAGGUAGGAAAAGAGAGAGCAAGACGGGAAGUGAGAGAGAAACGAGAAGCUCCGAGCUUCUACUUAAACCGCUCUGCGUGCGUUGUUGUUGCAGAACUGGCUUCCGAGGAGGGUGAUGAGCGCUUGCCGGGUGGCCGGGAUCGUUCACGGCCUGGAAGGCCGCAAGGAGCACGAGACAGGAGACGUGGCGCUCGACGUGGAGGAUGCAUGGCGGGCGGCGCUGAGCCACGGGUUCCUCCCCCUCCCGUCUCCUCUCCCCGCCGCGCAGUAG